Molecule: messenger RNA, 4314 nt
Organism: Dendronephthya gigantea
Lineage: Eukaryota; Metazoa; Cnidaria; Anthozoa; Malacalcyonacea; Nephtheidae
Product: centrosomal protein of 135 kDa-like
Exons: 26
Coding region: 119-3775 (1218 amino acids)
Source: RefSeq, a predicted model, not a curated record
UCGAUUUUCUUAUCGAAUACAUGCAAACAAAGCUAUCUAACGGCUAUAAACAAACCGUAAUGGAAGAAUUAACAUGCCACAACGCUUAAUUUAGUUAUAUUCUAUCUUAAAUUCAUCCAUGAUGACCGAUCGUAAGUUUACAAAUCUGCGAAAGCGCUUGGACCAACUUGGCUACAGACAAGCUUUGGGUAUUGAGUCGGUGCCACUUGUGGAGAAAUUAUUUACAGAUCUUGUGCAUACUACAGAAAGCUUAAAAAAUGUUAAACUUCAGCUCAGUAAACGAGAUAAAGAGAGGACCACUUUUGAGGACAAUGCUGAGCCAUACAAAAGUGAUAAUGCAAAACUUGUGCGUGAAAACAACGAUCUUCACGUCCAGCUUAUUCGCGCCAAGGAAGAGGGCGAACAUGCUAUUAAAGAGCUCAAAAGUUCCUUGAGAAAAAUAGAACACGAGAAUGCCGAUCUGAAGUUCCUGAACACACAGUACGUGCAUAAAGUUAAGGCUUUAGAAAAAGACUCUAGUGAAAAAACUUUACGCAUUAGUGAAUUGCAGGAGAAGAAUUUGCAUGCAGUUGUGGAAACUCCUGGGGGCAGAAAGAAACAGAUUCCCACACGCAGGCAACGAAUGGAUAUAAAAAGUACCCUUAGUAGCAGUGAUCGUUCAACAAAGUCAGCCAGCUCAUAUGCACAUGAUCCAUAUGUGGCUGACCUGCUAAAUGUUGCUGAUAGCAGGAUUGAGCAAAUGCAGGGGAAAAUGAAUGAAAUGGAAAAUGAAAGAGAAGCAAUGGAAAGAAGAAACAAAACAUUGAGAAGACAGGUUGAGCAUCGCGAUAAAGAGAUUGAAAGACUUGGUCAUUUGCUUGAAGGCGGACGACCAUUGCAUGCCGUUAUGAAAGACACUAGACAAGAUAGUAGUGAUAAAGUUGUCGCACAUCUCAAUGUUCAGGUGGAUUACCUGCAGCAAGCGAACAAAGAUCUGGAGAAAAGAAUAAAAGAAAGUUCUAACACAAGAGAUGGACUCAGAUCACAAAUCAAAGAUCUUAGUGAAGAUAAUGAACAACUUCAAGUUAAAAUAAAGAAGUUGGAAAAGAAAAAACAUGUAGCCGAAGAACAGAGGGAUAAAGUAGCUACCAUUGCCGUGCAAGAUGCUGACGAAGCCAAGAUCGAGUUGCGAAAUGUUGAAAUCGAGCUAGAAAAAUUCAAAAGAGAAGUUGCUGAACUUCGAAAGGAACGACAACGGUGUAUAGAAGAAUGUGAAAGGCUUGGCGAUGCUGUAUCAUCUCUCGAUGAACAGAAAGAUAAACUGGAACGAUUGUUGGAAAAUUGUGAGGAGGAGAAAGUACGACUUGGAGAACGCAAUGCAAAACUGGCAUCUUCAGAACAUGACCUAAUCAUAAGUCUGGAAAAAUUAAGAUCCAAAAAGUCGCCAAGCAAGACUUCCAAGUCACCUUCUAAACAUGACGGGGUAAUCAAGUCUUUAGAAAAACAACUAGAUUAUUACAAGGAAGAAUGUGCCUCACUUCAAGAAAUGGUUAAGAAAAAACUUGUGGAUUCUGCUCAACCUAGUCCACGAAAGAAAGGAAAGUCGGAUGCACGAUGGCAAAGUAUGUUAAGGAUCAUGGAGGAAGAACGAGAUUAUUACAAGACAGAAUACGAAACUUUACGUAAGAAGAAAAGUGCAGGAAAAUCGCCAACGAGUAAAGAAAAGAUGUCAAGUAGUACCAGUGAAGUUGCUCGAUUAAGAAGGGAAAGAGAUGAUCUUCAAGCGUUACUGGAGAAAUUUGAAAAACAUCUUGCUGAUAUCCAAGAAAAUGUCAAAACAGUUGUAAGCGACCGAGACAGUGUACAAUUACUAUAUGAACAGGCAACUGAAGAAAUUCAGAGAUUAAGACGCCAAGUAACUAGAUCCAGGUCUCCCUCGCCUUCACGGACAGUAUCGUCAAUAAUAUCUCGGGUCGAGGCUGAGAGAGACGAAGCAUUGGCUGAUCUAAGGAGAGCUUCCAGCGAGGUUGAAUCGCUACAGGAACAGCUGAAAGUCAGAACGGACAGUGCUGUUUCAGAAAGACGAAGACAUCAACAAAGCAUUGCAGAUUUAGAAUCUGCGUUAGAGAAGCUCGAGAAAGAUAAACGGGAUGCUGAGAUGAAAGUUGCGUCGCUCAAGAAAAGCGUUUCCGAUUUGGACGAACAACUUCGGCAAACAUCGUCGAAGUUCGUGUCCUGUCGUGAUACCACGCUCGAAAGAGAGGCCGAGGCAAACAAAAUGAGGUUGAUUGCAGAACAAGCUGAGAGGUCCGUUGAAGACUGUCAACGUCAGCUGGCUAGGAAAAAUGAUGACCUUAGAGAGAACGAUGAAAAAUUAGAAAGCAUGGAAGAAAGGAUAGACGAGAUGGAGAAAGUAAAUUCAGCUUUACGACAAGAUAUCGUCAAACUGCGUGGUACAGUCAAGUCUCUCGAUAUCGAGAAAGAUAAUUUACAGCAACAGGUUGACGAAAAAACGGAACGUGUUAUGGCACUUGAAGCACGACGUACAAAACAGGACAAGAAUGAAAAUGAGUUGAAACUGACCAUUGAUGACUUAGAAGCCAAAUUACAGCAUGCUCUGAGCGAGGUAGAUCAAAAACAGCGAGAAAUCAAAACAUUGAAACGUGAUAUGGACAGAAAGGACGAUGAUUUGGGUGAGACAACGAGAUUACGCGAUGCUGUUAGUAGGGAGAACAAGAGGGUGCAGGAAGAUCUCGUCACUAUGACGGCCGAGAAUCAGGCUGUCCAUCAAGAGUUGGAACAAUCUUUACAGGAGCAAGAAACUCUCAAAAUACAAAUCAGGGAGUAUACAACACAGGUUGCAAGAUUUGAAGAAUUGCUGGCACAAAAGGACCUCGAAAAAGAAGAACUUCUGGAACAGUUCCGUGCGUUAAGCAGUGAAGCUGAGAAGUUGGUGACCGACGCUCGUGUAUCUGAGGGACAAGUAAGCAAUUACAAGACUGAGCUAAGACAAAAAAUGCAAGACGAUCUUGAACUCAGGGAAAGAUUGAGGAGUUUACAAGUUGAACUUGACCAGCGUACAUUGAAUGAGAAAUCUUACGAAGUUCAACUAUCUAAUUUGACAAAAUCUCUGCAAUCGAUGGAAGAACAGCUAAGGCAAAGUGACGAGGAAAAGGAAGGUUUACUUGCUGAUCUAUCUGCAGUCCGUGAACUUUGUGUAAAGCUCGAUCAGAUGCGAGAUUCAUUGACUAAGCAACUUACAUCGAAAUCAAUGGAUAAAGAUGAGCUACAACAAAUGUUUAAUGAUGCUCAAGAAGAAAUUGAUACGUUAAAGUCCCAGGUGUUUCGUGAGAAGUCAAAUGUUGAAAACCUCGAGGGUAUACUCUCUGCAACAAGAAGCAGGGAGUAUUUGGACAAGGAAUCAUUGGAGGAUACUCUUGAUGAAGUUGACCAGCUUCGAUCCAGGCUUUCAACUACUGAUAAAGAAAAGAUCUUGCAGAAGCGAGAACUGGAUACGUUGAGGACAACAUCCGAGAGAUUAUCAAGUGAAGUCAGCGAUUUACGGAAACAACUAAUCUCAGAAAAAUACGAGAAGGAGAGAGAAGCUAGGAGAAGGUCAGCACCAGUCAAAUCGGGAAAAACAGUUUCCAGCAAACGUUCUGUGGACCGUGAUCGCAGUAGUGACAGCGAUUUCUUGCAGACCUUGCCUCGAGGAAGAUCAUCACCGCUAUCAUUCCUUGGUACUCGUCACGAAAGCGUCAUAUCACCAAUAAACCACAUCGAUAAAGCCUUGUAAAUAGAUCCAUGUAAAAAUAGGUAUAAUUUGCCUGUUUAAAAUAGGCAAUAUCUAUAGUUAGCUCGCUUAAAUAUGCCACGUUGUGCUGGAAAAUGGAAGACCGAGCGACUCGUCAACAUUCUUAAUGUUCGUUUUCUCAUUUUCUAUAAUCUUUCUCCCUUUUGGUAGCUGGUAGGCAGGCCUUUGCGAAAAUAAUUUAGCGUGUUUCUCUCAGAGUGAUGACGAUGGAACGGGCGUUUGUAUUCUGAGAUACGUAACUUGAAAUAUAAACACUCCAUGCGGUAGUAAGAAGAUUAAAGGCAAAUUUUAGAAAUUCGAGGAAAUACUAGUUCCCAAUGAAGAUUUUUAGGUCUGUUCACACGAUCCAACUUUGCUGGAUCCAAUUGACUUCUGGACGCGACAAGAUUUUUUUCAAUGGUCCUUGAUUAGAAAUACUUUUGUUUGUAUAACUUCUUAAAAAUAGUCCAGCCCAACAGGUGCAAAUUUAUACAGAUGUGUAUCUAGAACAUCGUAUAGGUUUCGCUUUAAAACAGUGUAAA